This is a messenger RNA of Drosophila novamexicana, 6197 nucleotides long. RefSeq names its product restin homolog (gene CLIP-190). Lineage: Eukaryota; Metazoa; Arthropoda; Insecta; Diptera; Drosophilidae. The transcript is spliced from 17 exons. Bases 759 to 6161 code for a protein of 1800 amino acids. The record is from RefSeq and is a predicted model, not a curated record.
CAAAAAAAUUAUUAAAACCAACACCGAAAGUGUGCGAAAAAAUUUCGAAGUAAAUUAGUUGAAAAUUAAGUAAAUGUAAACGUGUGUCGUAUAGCAACGUCCCCGUUAACUGCGGUGCAUUGUGCAACGUUAUCUUAUCAACGCCCGUCGCUUCCCACGUCGUCGCGUCCGAAUCUGUGUCAAGCAAAACGGUGGCAACAACAACAAACCGUUUAUGCUCUCAAUCCCCUGUGCACAACCGUGUGAUCAUACAACAACCCCAACAAGUAUUUGAUUCAAUAAAUGGUCCAUUUGUGUAUGUGUGUGUGCGCGUGUGCCUCAGUGUAAGUGAACACCUCUGCGAGAAGUAUACAUAAUUAAUUCAAGGUGUCAACGAGCUGGCAGCAUCAGUUCCGCAUAUUUCAAAUUAUAACGAAAAAGGCGGUCACACCGAAACCAAAAAUCAAAAGCAGCGGUUAUUUUGUUUGUUUUUCAAGGUGAAUAAAAAAGAACAAAAAAAAAACCAGCUUCAAUCAGCUGUUUGGCUGUGUACGCGCAAGCCGUCGAGCGUGCGAGCGAGAUAGCCUGCGUGCGCGCCAAAACGUCACUCGGCCGCACAGUGUGUCCACAUACUGAGAAAAAUAUAUGAAAAUUAAAAAUACAAUAUUUUGGUUUUAGCCAAUUCGAAAAAGUUUUCCAUAGCCAGCUUUUAUAUCGUUUUACAUUUUAAUACGCGUGUGUCCUAUAAAAGUUAAAAAAAAAAAACAACCAAGUGCAAAAUGAGUGAAACAACAGCAAAGGAAAUAAAUGUGAACGCGCCAGCGCAAAUAACUCCGGCAGCAGAAACGGAAGCGGAAACGGAAACGCCGGCCAUGGCGGCUAAAAUAAAGCCGCCCAGCCGAUCAAAUAUACCCACGCCCGCCUCCUCCGUGACCGGGAUACCAACAAAGAUGAAGCCGCCUUCCAAUUUCGCUUCGACUGGAUCCGUAUCGAAAAUCGGGAGACCCUGCUGCACGCACACAACCCCCAAAUCGGGCCCACCGCCCAGAGAUACAAACAUUAUGAGUCGUGAAAGCGAUGACAAUUUGAGUUCGAUCAAUUCAGCGUACACAGAUCUCUAUCAAGAGACUGUCAAGCGCUUUACGCGCUCCUCGCUCUCGCCCUCGUCCGACUGGGAACGCUUCUCGCCCGGCCGCGGAUCGGUCAAGUCUCGCUCCGACAAUGGACGUCGCACAUCUUACGAUUAUUAUCUUGAGGCCACGGGUCGGCGUCGCAGCUCAGAUCACAACAGCACCGUGCUGACAGCCAACACGGAGCAGUUCAUAAUUGGCCAACGUGUGUGGGUGGGCGGACUGCGUUCCGGCCAGAUAGCCUACAUAGGCGAGACACACUUUGCGCCCGGCGACUGGGCAGGCAUUGUGCUCGACGAACCAAAUGGCAAAAAUGAUGGCUGCGUCUCGGGCAAGCGUUACUUCCAGUGCGAGCCAAAGCGCGGCAUCUUCUCGCGCCUCACACGGCUCACAACAUAUCCGCUGUCGGGCGCAAUGACGCCCACCUCGCCGCUGGCGAAGAACUCGCCGGAACGUUCGCGCACGGUCUCCCCAACGGCCAGCCUGCGCAGCUCCAUGCUGCGCAGCCCGGGCACGGGCAAGAAUGGUCUGACGGUGGGUGAUCGUGUGAUUGUCUCCUCGGGCUUUGGCAGUCGGCCGGGCAUUUUGCGCUAUCUGGGCGAGACACAGUUCGCACCUGGCAACUGGUGCGGCGUUGAGCUGGACGAGGCCAGCGGCAAAAACGACGGCGCCGUCGACGGCAUCAGAUAUUUUGAGUGCAAGCCGAAAUUUGGGGUCUUUGUGCCGAUUGCCAAGGUGUCGCUAUCGCCGUCCACAAAGAAGACGCGUUUGUCGCGCGCCGGCUCGCGCGAAUCUCUCACCUCGAUCGGCACCAUGAACAGCAUAGCCACAACAAACACAUCGCGUAUACGCAUGAAUGCACAGCGCAAAUCGAGCACGCCCAUUCGGCCAAUUGUAACGACGCCAAAAAGUCAAUUUUCCAUGCAGGACCUGCUGCGCGAGAAGCAACAGCACGUGGAGCAGCUGAUGGUGGAACGUGAUCUGGACCGCGAGGAUGCACAGAAUCAGGCGCUGCAGCUACAGAAGAACAUCAAUGAGCUAAAGGCACGGAUAAUGCAAUUGGAGUCGCAAUUGGGCGACGAGCGCAAGAAAUCGGAGGAGUUGCAAUUUACCAUAGAUGAGGCACAAUUCUGCGGCGAUGAAUUAAAUGCUCAGUCUCAGGUCUAUAAGGAAAAGAUUCAUGAUUUGGAAAAGAAAAUUACGAACCUAGUCUCAGCCACGCCCAGUUUACAGAGCGUGCCGCCUGUAGAGGAGAAAGGCGUCGAUCAGUCGGAGAUCGCCGCGUUGCAGGAGAAGCUUAGCGUGCAGGAGAAGCUGAGUGAGGCACGGCACACGGAGUCCCUGGAGGAGGAGCAGCGUUUGCGCGAGAACAUAAACUACCUGCAGAAUCAGAUCACAACACUUCAAGCGGAGCUGGUGGCCAAGGAUGAGAGCCUGGAGAAGUUCUCUCUGUCGCAGUGCGGCAUCGAGAAUCUGCGCCGCGAGCUGGCGCUGCUCAAGGAGGAGAACGAGAAACAGGCGCAGCAAGUCAAGGCCGACUUUGAGCGGCAGCUGGCGGAGAAGGCAGAGCAACUGCAGCAGGUCAGCGAAGAGCUACACAAACUGAAAUCCAGCUCCGAUACGCUGGAGAGCCAACGCUCGAGUGUCACAGACGAGUGCGAGAUUCUGCAGACUGAGAUUCGCUUGCGGGACGAGCAGAUCCGAGAGCUAAGCCAACAGCUGGACGAGCUAACGACGCAGCUGAACGUACAACUGGCCGACAGCUCCGCACUGGACGAGAUGCUCAACCGCAAUAGCAGCGACAGCAAAGCGCAGCUGGACCAGCUCAGGGCGGAGCAGCAGCUGCUGAAGGAAGCGAACGAAUCAUUGGCCAAGGAGAAGCGAGAACUGGAACAGCAGUUGGACAGCUUCAAGGAACAGUUGCAGGCCAGCGGCGAUAGUAAGACGCACCUGCAGCAGCAGCUGGCGGAUAAUGUGCAGCUGAAGGAGGCGAAGGAAGCGGCGGAGCAGAAGCUGCGCAGCGUGCAACAGGAUAUGGAGCUGCUGCAGCAAUCGACCCAGUCGCAACUGGAGGCUAGCCAAGCAGCAACAGUCGACAAGGAACUGAAGCUGGAGCAGCUGCAGCAGCAGCUGGAGGCGAAAACAAAACUAGUAAGCAGCCAGGAGCAGCUGCAGCAGAACCAGGUCAAGGAACGCGCCGAACAAGCCGCACAGCUGAGCCAAGCGAAUGCCCGGAUAGCGGAAUUGGAAGCCACGCUCACAGCGACGCAAACGCAGCUGGAACAACUGCAGCAACAGGCCACAUCGAGCGACAAGGCGGGCGCCCAACAGCUGGCCACGCUGCAGGCGGAACUUAGUCAGCUGCAGAUCAGGCAGAGCGCCGAGCUGCAGACGGCCAAGCUGCUGGAGCAGACGACGCGAGCCGCAUACGACAAGCAGACGGAGGAUCUGGAGGCGGCCAGGCUGCAACAGCAGCAAAUGGAGACGCAGCUGAAGGCCAGCGCGGAUGCCUGUGCCCAGCACGAGCUAGAACUGGGCGACGUGAGGCGCCAGCACGCGGCGCUGCUGGCCAAGUGCGAGACACAGCAGCAGCAGGCGCAGACGGUGCAGGCGGAGCUGCUGGCCGCACGCUCGGGCGCAGCACAGCUGCAGGAGACGCUGAAGCAGCUGAACGACGAGCUCCUGGUCAAGCAGCAAAGCUACGCCUCGCUGGAGAGCGCGAGCAGCGGCCAGCGCCUGGAGCUGGCCAGCGACAAUGAGUUGCUGCGGCAGACGAACGUUCGGCUGGAGCGGGAGCUGAAGGAGCUGCAGCAGAGCCUGGACAAGCUGCGAGCCGAGGCGGAGCAGAAGCAGAUGCAGCUCGGCGAACAGGAGCAGCUGGCCAUAGAGCGCGACCUGGCGCUGGGCGAUGCGGGCAGGCAGCACGAGCAGCUGGAGGCGCGCUGUCAGGCGCUGCUACAGCAGAACGAGACGCUGCAGCAACAGCUGUCGAAUCUGCACAGCAGCUCCACCGACUCCAAUGCCGAGCUACUGAAGCUGUCACAGCAGCUGCUGGAGCACCAGCAGGCCAACGAGCAACAGGCCACGAAGAGCAGCGAGGAGCGCGCCGGACUGGAGCGCCAAUUGCAGGCGAGUCAGCAGCGUCUCGAUGCGCUGUGUGGCCAGGUGGAGCUGCUGACGCAGGAGCUGGCCGGCAGCACGGAGCAGAGUGCGCAGCUCAGUGGCAAACUCAAGGCGGAGCAAGAGCUGGCCGCCAAGCAGGCGCUGGACCUAAGCGACGCCCAGCGCAAGCUGGAGGCGUCUACGGCCAAGUGCGUGCAGCUGGAACAGCAACAGGAGAAGCAGCAGCAGGAGCUGGCUAGCGUGAGAGCUGACAACGGCCAGCUGAACGCCAAGCUGAAUCAGCUAAACGAGCAGCUGACCACGGCCCAAAAGGAGCUCAGCACGCAGCAGGAUGCGAGCAGUGCGAAGGUCCUGAAGCUGGAACGAGAGCUGGAAGAGACGCGCCAGCAGCUGCAGGCCAGCCAAGCGAGCCAGGUCAGCGAGUCGGCUGCGCGGGAAAAACUCAAAGCGGAGGCAGGAGAAAGUGAGUCAAAAUUGUUGGAGCAAGUAAAGCAGCUGCAGGAGCAGCUAGCCCGGGAGCAGGCCGAGCAGCAGCAGAAGAGCAGCGAGAACGAGCAGGCCAUCAAGGAGCUGCUGGAGCGACUGGACAUAACGAACGCUGAGCUGCAGCACAAGGAGCAGCUGGCGCGCGAGGAUGCACAGAAGAUAGCGGACCUCAAGACCCUCGUCGAGGCCAUCCAGGUGGCCAAUGCGAACAUAUCGGCGACCAAUGCGGAGCUCUCGACGGUGCUGGAGGUGCUGCAGGCCGAGAAGAGCGAGACGGCGCACAUCUUUGAGCUGUUCGAAAUGGAGGCGGACAUGAAUGCGGAACGACUGAUCGAGAAGUUGCAGGGCAUGAAGCAGGAGCUCCAGGAGACCCACAGCCAACUCGACUCCCAGUUGAACAGCAACAAAGCGCUGGAGCAAAAGCUGCAGGAACUGCAGAAGAGCGAGGAGGUCUUGCAGGGCACAGCAGUUGAGGCGGCCGAGCAGCUGCGCCAGCUGCAGCAGUCCAAGGCAGAGCUGCAGGAUGCACUGCAGCAAAGCCAGGCAAAGCUGGCCGAGACGCAACAGCAGCUGCAAGCCCAUCAAAGCCAAUUUGAGCUGCAGCAGAGCAGCAUCCAGGAGCUGCAACAACAACUGCAGCGCGUGCAGCAAAGUGAGAAGGAUUUACAGGCAGCUGCCGCCAAAGCCGACGAGCAGCUGCGUCAACUGCAAGCCAUCUCGGCGGAGCAACGGCAGGCGCUGCAGCAAAAGCAGCAGCUGCUGGACAAAGGCAACGAAUUUGAUGCCCAGCUGGUGGAGUACCAAAAGGUCAUCGACGAAAUGGACGAGGCUUCCAGUGACAAGUCUGCGCGGCUAGAACAGCUGCAGAGUCGCGUUCACGAACUGGAGAUGGCACUGCACGAGGCCAAGGAAUCGGAGCAGCUGGCACACAUGGAAUGCCAGCAGAUGGCACGCAAACUGCAGUCCCUGGAGCUGGACGAGGCACGCGAGAUUAUGGCGAUGCGUGCCCAGGCCAAUGGCGCCUCCGCCAGCAGCCCCAUAGCCGGCGCGGAGCAGCUGGAUACGGAGACCAGCCUGGCAAAGAUUAACUUUCUCAACUCGAUCAUUGCGGAUAUGCAGCAGAAAAACGAUGCUCUCAAGGCCAAGGUGCAGACGCUGGAAACGCUGCCCAUGGAUUUCACCAAGCCGCAUGCUUUUGAUAUGCUGAGCAAGCGCAAGCCGGCACCGCGUCUCUUCUGCGAUAUCUGUGAUGAGUUCGACAAGCACGAGACGGAGGAUUGUCCUUUGCAGGCGGGAGAUGAGCGCGACUAUUCGCCGCCGCCGCCCGCCGAGGCCAACAACAACGAGAAGCAGCGCAAGUUGCCCACCCCGCGCAAAUACUGCGAUUCCUGUGAAGUUUUUGGACACGAUACGAGCGAGUGCGCCGACGAUGAGACCUAUUAGAGCUAAGAUAUUUUUGUUGGUUGUUUAUACACAGAU